CGGAUGAUGAAAGAGUCUCCUCCACAUCAAGCUUUCAGAUUUUGUUCUUCAAGAUGUUCUGAUUGAUCGAAAUUGCCGUAUGGUAUGAUUGUUUCUUUUGCAUCAGCUUCAGAUCAAUCAAACACACUAUGUUCGCCACAAUGGUGUUCCUACUGCUCGACCACGGAACCCCACACCACAGGCGAUGUGUCAUCUGCGUCUCAUAUAGCGCAACGUAGUUAUACAGUGGCGUCUGGGGCGAGCAAACGGCGUAGGCGGCGUGUUGUGAGUUGCGGGGUCGCUCGGCUCCAAUUCACUCGCCAAUCUCCACGGGUCUCCUGUAGAAGACUAGGCCCACAUCCGAGCGCUAGUUUGCCGAUUGACAAGAUGCACUAUUGGCCAAACAAUGCCAUGUUGGCGUCCCUGAGAUGGGUUUUGCCUACCUAGGUUCGACGCUGAUCUUCCAUGGGGUAGUUUCUGGAUGCACUUUCCUUCAAACUUGAGCGAUCGG
Pseudovirgaria hyperparasitica is the source of this 490-nucleotide messenger RNA. RefSeq lists its product as uncharacterized. Lineage: Eukaryota; Fungi; Ascomycota; Dothideomycetes; Acrospermales; Acrospermaceae. The record is from RefSeq and is a predicted model, not a curated record. The transcript is spliced from 2 exons. The coding region runs from base 85 to 426 and encodes 113 amino acids.